AUGUCUCUCUAUCCCGUGGAACACUUCACUCGGUCGCGAAGCUCAACACCACCCUCAACCUCGUCUAGCAGUCGGUCGUCUGCAGAAAGUAGUCCCAUACCAGAGCGCUAUCAACUGCCUCAUCGGCCGGGUUCUCCGCCGCUCACGCUGCCAUCUUUGCGCGACGUCCUCAAGGAAAACGGCAUACAACCGGGUCACGACUCCGGUCGACGCGGUAUACCCGGCGAUCGAGAGGAAGCGCGUGCAGCGACUUUGCUUCGUACCUUGGAAGCCGCGAAUCCAUCGAGGUAUCGGUUUGAGGCUCCGCCGCCGUCGGCCUAUCCAUCGUACUACCACCCCAGAGCUUACCCGCCACCACCUUCAAAUCAUGCCGUCUAUCGUAGAGAGCCCGCCCGGCCUUACUCAUCUGAUGGAGAGGUCUCUUUUGGGCCAGCGCGAUCUUCAACGGACUCGCUAGACCGACCCAUUUCAUCUCAUUACGCGUCGGAUAGCCAACGGCGUCGUGGACCAUCGGACUUUGCCUCUACUCGGCCGGACACCCGAAGAUCACGCUCUUACUCCGACCCGCGUGUGCAUGCAACAGCAUCGAGUCUAGGCAAGCGCGGUCAUAUGGAGCAUCAGUAUGAGCGGCCACCCUCGACAGUACAGCCCGCCUCCGACGACGACGAUGACGAGGAACCUAACGAUGCGCCAUAUAACGAGGACUGUGUGGUAUAUCGGGUUCAGGAGUUCGAUCAGGGCCCCGGCAAAGAACCUCGCAAGGCGUUCUUCAACCGUAAAGGCGUGAAGCUGGAGAUCAUCAAGAUUGAGGUCAAGAUCGACGACAGGAAGUAUCUUCAGUACGCCGAACCGGUCCCAAGCGAUCCUACCCGAUGGCGCUGCAUCUGCAACAAGAUGGAGAACGGCAAGCCUGCACGGUGUAGCUACAGGUCCAAGAAACAUCUCGUCAAGCGCCACAUUGAGGCAACGCACAUGAACAUCAAGCGCUUCCAGUGCAGUUGGUGUGGCAGCACAUUCACGCAGCGUAGCAACGCGGAGAACUGUCACAUCAACACGCAUUCUGGCGAGAGCCCUCACGCCUGUGCUCAUUGCGACUUGCGUUUCAAGGAUCCGUCGAAGCUGCACAAGCACCUCUCGCGCGAUCACAGCGAAGAGGUUCGCCUCAAGCGGCAACGACGGGAUGCGGCGCGAUACUCUUCUCAGCACGACUUCGAUCCCCAGACCGUCUAG
Peniophora sp. CBMAI 1063 is the source of this 1230-nucleotide messenger RNA. NCBI's taxonomy places the organism in Eukaryota, Fungi, Basidiomycota, Agaricomycetes, Russulales, Peniophoraceae. The record is from the annotation of a GenBank genome assembly.